AUGCUUGGGUGUAAACCUGUUAAAACUCCUUUGGAAGUUAAUUUUGUGUUUAGUAGAGAUUGUGAUGAUAAUUCAGAUCUUAUAAGAAAUAUAACUGAGUUGCAAAAACUCUUAGGGAAACUGAUUUAUCUCACUGUUACUAGACCUGAUAAUAGUUAUGCAGUUCAAGUGUUGAGUCAGUUUAUGCAUAAGCCCAGGAAAUCACAUCUAAAUGUUGCUUUCAGAUUGUUAAGAUAUUUGAAAGAAUGUCCUGGAAAAGGUGUUGUCUUUUCUAAAUCUAACAAUUUUGAUAUUAUUGGUUAUGUGGAUGCUGAUUGGGCGAAAUGCUUAUCAACUAGAAGAUCUGUUUGUGGAUAUUUGGUAUAUUUAGGUAGUUCUCUUAUUUCUUGGAAGAGUAAGAAACAAAGCACGGUAUCCAGAUCCUCAACAGAAUCUGAAUAUCGUGCUUUGGGUUCUGUAACAUGUGAAGUGUUGUGGAUUUUAAAAGUUUUAAGUGAUAUUGGUUUUAAAAUUUGA
Messenger RNA from Lactuca sativa (garden lettuce), 516 nucleotides. The record is from RefSeq and is a predicted model, not a curated record. Lineage: Eukaryota; Viridiplantae; Streptophyta; Magnoliopsida; Asterales; Asteraceae.